ACGAGGAAUGUGAAUAGCGUCCGGCUUCUUCGUCUUUUCCGUGGGUCGUAGUGAGAAGCAAUAAACCAGUGAGAAGCUUCAAUCUUCAGAAGGGAGAGGGGGUGGCUAGAGAGAGAGAUUUCGAGGGAGAGCACCUGUAAGGUCGUCACCGGUUGAGGAAGAAGUCGAUAUUCGUUCGGACCCCGAGGUAGAGAUUAAUCUGCUGGUUUGAGGAUUGAAGAGGUAGAGGUCGCUGAAGUGCUGAGAAGCAUCAAUCGCAUUGCUGUCAUGGAGGAGGUUGGCGAAGUAACUGUGACUGCGACAAACGAAGGAGGGCCAAGUGAAGAAGUGAAGAAUGGCUACAUGUUGUUUAGACGAGAAUUUCUUAAGGGUGGGGAGAAGUUUAAGAAUAUGUCUGAACAAGCGAAAAAGGCAUCAAAGGCAUGGAAGCAGUUGACACCAGAGGAGCAGAAGAAAUACAGUGAUAGGGUGAAGCAAUCAAGAAAGGAAGGGAUGAAGAAGAAGAGGAAGAAAAAAGUGGCUUUUAGCACUCGUUGCUCGGUUCGGCAAUUUAAGUCAUUAGUGGACUUCAUAAAAGAUGAUGAAGAUUUGAAAGUGAGGGUACAAAAUUUAGGCUUUGGCCAUUUACUUGACAUUGGAUGUGAGAGACUCCCUCGUGACCUCAUAGUAUGUGUUCUCCGAGCAUAUGAUCCGCCUACCCAUCAAUUUCUAAUAAGAGGGAUAAUAAAGGAAAUAGAAGCAAAUGAUGUUGCAAACUUGUUGGGUGUACCCCACACAGGGGAGAAGGUAAAAAUGGACGUAUGUGAUGAUGAUGAGACAUACCAGAGGUUGAAGGAGGAAUUUGGUAAAGUCCCUUAUACGAAGAUACUCAAUGACAUUAAAUCUGGGCAGAAGAAAGAUGAGUUUGAGUUCCUGUUUAUGCUGUACACACUUGGGAGUUUUUUAACUCCUACUUCACAAACAACUGUGAGUGACAAGCUAAUAAGAGUCAUGUGCUGUACCAUGAAGGGAUUUCACCAAUUUGAUUGGGCCACGUACAUUGUGAAGCACUUGUGGAAAGAGAUGGGAGAUUAUGUGAAAGUGUACACAAAAGCAAAGAAAGACGAAGAUGAAGAUGAAGGAAGCUGCAAUGUGGGAGGAUGCAUCUACCUCCUGUUGUUAUAUUUUGCUGAGCACUUCCCACUAUCCAAAACUGUUGAGAGAGGGUCCCUAAAUGCCAUUCAAUUCUGGACUGAUGAGAGGAUAAGGAAGCUGGAAAAGAAGGAGAGGGAAAGCAAGAGGGGUUUACUGUAUAAGGGCAAGGGAGUAUGGAUAGAAGUGGGAAGGAUGAAGGAAAACGCAGAAGUGUGGCUCAUUUACACCCGGAGUUACAGAAGUUGCACGGACGAUUGA
Molecule: messenger RNA, 1392 nt
Organism: Neltuma alba
Lineage: Eukaryota; Viridiplantae; Streptophyta; Magnoliopsida; Fabales; Fabaceae
Exons: 5
Coding region: 268-1392 (374 amino acids)
Source: RefSeq, a predicted model, not a curated record